UAUGGUAUGUGUAAAAGUACCGUAAUGCAAUAUUUGGUAUCUGAGGUAAAAAAGAGAAGGAGCCCUUUCAGCUGGUAUUUAAGGGCUCCAUUUAUUUUGGCCCUUUAAAAUACUUGAAUCUGUACACUUAUCUGUGCACAAAUCUAUUUACUUUUCCCACUGAAAAUGUCCCCCAUUUUCCCACAGUGUUAUUUUUAGGGAUAAUUAAGCAGUUCAUAUAUGCUGACAUUCUGAUAUUUACACAUCAUGUGCCAUCAUCAUACGCAAUAUACAUAGUAAUAUUUUACCAUUGAUAAACUGAUCAAAUUCCAGAUAGCUAAAAAAAAAAAACAUAACUACAGAGAUUAAUUAUCUUUUAACUGUUAGACUUAACUACUAUUGGAAUGAAUUUGAAGGUCAAUAUGUGUAGAUCUUUAAACAAGAUAUUUUAAGUUUCCAGACUUUUUUUUUGUUUAAAUUUAAUUAGUAAUUGACCCUCAUCCCCUCAUUAUCUGUUAUUUACAGACUUGUGUGGUCAUUGUCCCAUGACUGUAUUGGUAAGGACAUUUUCUUCUGUGAGCAUUUUGGUGUGACGAGCCAUCAUGGUCCGUCUGACAGUGGAUCUUAUUGCCAAAUACAGCAAUCGGUCUAAGAAUAAAAGACACAACUCCCUCCCACAAUACCUCAAGAAAGUCACUCAUUUAAACUUCUCAAACAAGAACAUAGAUGAUAUUGAUGACCUCUCUAUGUGUCGAAAUCUCACAGUCCUGUACCUGUAUGACAACCAGAUAACGCACAUCUCCAACCUGGCCUGUGCCUCCAACCUCACCCACUUGUACAUGCAGAACAACAACCUCAUGCAUAUAGAGAACAUCUCUGCCCUGACCAAGCUCACCAAACUGUAUCUUGGAGGAAACAGCAUCGAGGUUCUCGAGGGUCUAGACGGGCUUAAGGAGUUGAAGGAGCUGCACAUUGAGGGCCAGAGGCUACCACAGGGAGAGAAGCUGCUCUUUGACCCCAUGACCAUGCACUCGCUCGCCGAAUCACUCUCUGUCCUCAACAUCAACAACAACAAUAUUGAUGAAAUCAGGGACCUGGCUCCUCUGAUAAAGCUAACACAUUUAUAUGCAUCAGACAACCAGUUGAGGGACAUAGAGGACAUUGAGAUAGUGUGUGGUCAGUGGCCUGAACUACAUCAAAUGGAUCUGAGUGGAAACCCCAUAUGCCAGCAACCCAAGUACAGAGACAGAGUCAUAACUGUGUGCAAAAUGCUAGAGGAUCUUGACAGUAAAGCAAUCAAUGAGCUGUCCAGGCAGUUCCUAAUUAACUGGAAGGCUUCCAAAGCCAAGAAGAAACUGAAGGACGAGAGAGUCAUGACAGGACAGAUCACUUACCCCUUCAAUGGUGAGAGAACACAUCGCUGCAGUGAAGUCGGUCCUGUCGCCAUUCAAAAUGUCCCCGAAUGUUCAAUCGUCCCCUACGGCAGCUUCAGGGGCAAGAGGAGGACGAAGGACGCUAAGAGCCGGGGAGAUGGCGCGAAAAGUCACAGAAUGUGA
This is a messenger RNA of Clupea harengus (Atlantic herring), 1535 nucleotides long. RefSeq names its product protein phosphatase 1, regulatory subunit 42 (gene ppp1r42). The transcript is spliced from 8 exons. Gene Ontology annotation, molecular function: protein binding. The record is from RefSeq and is a predicted model, not a curated record. Lineage: Eukaryota; Metazoa; Chordata; Actinopteri; Clupeiformes; Clupeidae. The coding region runs from base 582 to 1535 and encodes 317 amino acids.